AUGAAACAUUUAUUUGAAGACGUAGAUGAAGACAUGAAUGAAAGCAGUGAAAAGCUCAACAGUUCUCUCAUUCUUCCUUUCAGUAAGGACUAUGAGUUCUGUUCAAAUGGUGUUUAUUUCUAUUGUGGAAAGAUGGGUUCAGGUAAGACAUUUAAUUUAAUUCGUCAUAUACUCAUAACAGAGCGUUUAGGAAACGACUCUUACUAUGACCAAAUCAUUAUAUUAGCAACUUCAGACUCUAUGGACUCAACAGCGAAAACAUUUAUGUCAAAAGUUCAAGCCUCUGUCGUUAAAGUUCCAGACAGUGAACUCAUUGAAUUUCUUCAACGUUACAUUCGACGUAAGAGGAAAUAUUAUGCCAUCGUUGAAUUUAUACAGUCAGGAAUGCAAAAGACUUCUGAGGAGAUGGAAAGAAUUAUUGACAAACACCACUUACGUCAAUACUCAGGAGUAUACGAUAUGAAACGACUUACAAACUACAUUCUAUCAAAACUUUCAAAAUACCCCUUCAAAAAAUAUCCUUCAAACACUCUGCUCGUUUGUGA
Molecule: messenger RNA, 545 nt
Organism: Trichomonas vaginalis G3
Lineage: Eukaryota; Parabasalia; Trichomonadida; Trichomonadidae
Exons: 1
Source: RefSeq, a predicted model, not a curated record